Messenger RNA from Rosa chinensis, 1474 nucleotides. RefSeq lists its product as uncharacterized. The record is from RefSeq and is a predicted model, not a curated record. NCBI's taxonomy places the organism in Eukaryota, Viridiplantae, Streptophyta, Magnoliopsida, Rosales, Rosaceae. Bases 462 to 824 code for a protein of 120 amino acids. The transcript is spliced from 2 exons.
CUCCAAUUGUGACAUCAUAUGAUAAGUUGACACCGACAAACAUGGCCCACUGUUUAGUUUUUGACUCUCAGUUUGGACAUUUCGUCCAAACUACCCUGAAUACUAUUUUCCUCAUCUCUCUUCCCCGAAAGCUCCUCCCUCUCCUCCACCACGUCUCAACCCAUGUCCUCUUCACCCUCAGAUCACGACCACAAUAACUCCAGCGCCGUUCCUAGCCCAAAUUAAUCCAAAAAACACAAAGAAAAUGGGAUCCCAUUCCCGUUUGACCCACACCCUCAGAUCAUCUCUCUUCUUCUUUUUGACCCAUACCCGUACCACAUCCAGUUCACCAUGCUAAGCAACAAAUCCAGAGCUCAGUCGCUCUCCUCCACUGCUGAUCUCGUUUUGCAUGUUGGAUUUGAGGUCAAUGACGAGACCAUGAGCGUGCUGGAGUCGUGGGAGGGCGUCCGGGCAACCCAACCAUGUCCAUCGUCGUCACCGCCGCUCACCCCCUUGCUGGACCCAGGACGAGGCCCGCUCCCUCAUCCUCGCCGAUCGUGACCGCUGGUUGGCUCUCCACCGUACCAAUCUUAAAUCCGCCAACUGGGACCACGUCGCCGCUGCCACCGCUUCCUUGGCUCCCUCCUCGCCGCCCAAGAUCGCGUUGCAGUGCUGUCAUAAGCCUCGUCGUGGCUUUGUUUCAUCUCAUGGAUCAAAUGGAAUCCGACCCAGAUCGGGAAUUGGAUAAUGGUGGUGAGUUUGGAGGGAUGGUGGAGGUGUCGAAUUUGGUGGAGGAAGAAGAAGAAUAUGGCAGAGCCGAGUGUGAGAGUCAAAGUCAGGGGUGAGAACCAUAAACUGAACAGUGGGUCAUGCUUGUCGGUGCCAACUCACCAUAUGACGUCACAAUUGGAGUUAAUUUUGAAAUUUGGACUCGGGUGAUGGAAAAUGAAAGUGCAGAGACCAUAUUGAUUAUAAAAAAAGUCAGGGACCAAACUGAUUUUAGCCCUAAAAUUCGAGGAACUAAACUGAAUUUAAUCCUAUAUUAAUUAAACAACCAAGAUCACUAACAAUAGUCUAGGAUACCAUUUGACAUGUGUUUUUGUAUUAAUUUUAGUGAGAUAUAAAUUAGGGUUCUUGGUGUCAUACCUGGAGGCUGGAGCAGCUAGGAACGGAAGGAAGGUCUUUUGAAAACUCUGUAAAGUUCAAGUGCUCUCUGUGGGGCAAGGCGAUUUAAACUUGUGUAUUAGAGGUUACAUGACCUCGUUUAUAUGGAGGAGAGUCACAUUAGUGCUCCACCAGUAAAAGACAAUCUAGUAAUGUGACUGAAUCUCUAUAAUAUCUCGUCGUACUUAAGUAUUUGACUCAUCACACUCUCUUAUAACUUCAUGCAUAAGUCAUCAGGUGUUUGUGUAUAACCUAGUUAAAUGAUAUUGAAAUUCAACCUACAAAACACAAACACAAAUUAAAUGACUCCAAAAAUGACAAGAACGAAACU